CCAUUGCAAAUCUUAUUACUUUGGUUUUCGUGAAGAGAGCGGCGAGCUCAAAAGCCAUCGCCAACCUCAUUCCAUGCAUUUCAAUUCUCUUUAGCCAAUACAAUUCUCAACUCCUCAAUUCCGAUUCUCAUCCAUGGACGUCUGCAUUUUGAGUUCCAAUUUUCACUUGGCAACGGUGAGGAAUGGUCGUCUUGGACGUGGAGAAAAUGGAAUUCUGGGGGAGAAAAUCAGAAAUAGUCUCGGUCACAGUAACAAUAGCAUUUGGAAGAAUCAGUUGACAAGUGGAAAGUGCUUGAGGAAGAUCAAUCAUAGGACUUCCUUCUCUUGUGUUACAUCCGAACAUGAUCUGAACACUUUGACUGUUCAGGCAACUCGAGUUGAAAGACAAAGAGUAAACCCUAAAAAUGUGGCUGCAAUUAUACUUGGAGGUGGCCCGGGGACUCAGCUCUUUCCACUUACAUUGAAGACGGCUACACCAGCGGUCCCAGUUGGAGGAUGCUAUAAACUUAUAGAUAUUCCAAUGAGUAACUGCAUCAACAAUGGCAUAAACAAGAUUUUCAUCCUCACACAAUUCAACUCUGCACCCCUUAACCGUCAUAUUGCUAGAACAUAUUUCGGAAAUGGUGUGAGUUUUGAUGAUGGAUUUGUGGAGGUUCUUGCAGCCACUCAAACAGCUGGAGAAGCUGGUCUUAGGUGGUUCCAAGGAACUGCUGAUGCUGUAAGGCAAUUUAUUUGGGUGUUUGAGGAUGCCAAGAACAAGAACAUCGAACACAUUCUUAUCUUGUCUGGCGAUCAUAUUUAUCGAAUGGACUAUAUGGACAUUAUCCAGAAUCACAUCGAUAGAAAUGCUGAUAUCACUGUUUCAUGUGUGCCUGUUGGCGAAGGUCGUGCAUCGGACUAUGGAUUGAUGAAAUUUGAUAGCAAUGGACAAGUUGUACAAUUUGCUGAAAAGCCAAAGGGUGAUGAUCUAAAAGAAAUGAGAGUAGAUACUACACUCCUUGGAUUAUCUGAAGAAGAAGCCUCACAAGCUCCUUACAUUGCUUCAAUGGGUGUCUAUGUGUUUAAGGCUGAUAUUUUAUUUAAACUUCUGAGAAAUAGAUAUCCUACAUCGAAUGACUUUGGAUCCGAAAUCAUACCUUCUGCUAUCAAGGAACAGAAUGUCCAGGCAUACAUAUUUCGCGAUUAUUGGGAAGAUAUCGGAACAAUAAAAACUUUUUACGAUGCUAAUUUGGCCCUCACCAAAGAGUCUCCAAGUUUUGAAUUCUAUGAUCCUACUAAGCCCAUAUUCACAUCACCUAGGUUCUUACCACCAACCAAGAUCGACAAGUGCACUAUUAAAGAUUCUAUAAUUUCACAUGGCUGUUUCUUAAGAGAAUGUACUGUUUCACACUCGAUCAUUGGCGAAAGGUCGCGUUUAGACCAUGGUGUUGAGCUUAAGGACUCUUUAAUGAUGGGGGCUGACCAGUAUCAGACUGAAUCAGAAAUAGCAUCUCUUCUUGCAGAGGGUAAGAUCCCAAUUGGCAUCGGAAGCAAUACCAAAAUCAGCAAAUGUAUAAUCGACAAGAAUGCAAAGAUAGGGAAGAAUGUAAUAAUCAAGAACAAAGAUGGUGUUGAAGAAGCAGAUAGACCGCAGGAAGGAUUCUAUAUUCGAUCAGGGAUAACUGUCAUACUAGAGAAAGCAACAAUCAAAGAUGGAAUGGUUGUCUAAUUUCAGAAAACAGAUAAG
This is a messenger RNA of Impatiens glandulifera, 1726 nucleotides long. Its product is annotated as glucose-1-phosphate adenylyltransferase large subunit 1-like. The coding region runs from base 134 to 1708 and encodes 524 amino acids. The transcript has 15 exons. Lineage: Eukaryota; Viridiplantae; Streptophyta; Magnoliopsida; Ericales; Balsaminaceae. The record is from RefSeq and is a predicted model, not a curated record. Gene Ontology annotation, biological process: glycogen biosynthetic process. Gene Ontology annotation, molecular function: glucose-1-phosphate adenylyltransferase activity.